ACCAUUGUUUCGAGCGAUAAUGACAACAUAUAUGAUAAAAUUUUUUGAAAUUAAUAGUUACAACGAAUCAUUUUAAAAAAAAUGAAGUUAUAUGUGGCGUUGACACUUUUCUUCCCCAUUUUGGGCCAAACCCUAAACUUAAGGCCGAAUUUCACCAAAUUAGGGCACAACAAGAUCGUGGGUGGUGAAGACACCACUAUAGAGGAACACCCUUACCAAGCCUCUCUCCUUUUCUUUCAUAUGCACAUAUGUGGAGGAUCCAUUUUGUCUACAAGGUGGAUUUUGAGCGCUGCACAUUGCACCACUUUGGAUUUGGGUUUUAGUCAUACCCCAAUACGAGGACUAUCAGUGCGCAUGGGCAGUAACACACUGGAGUCAGGAGGUGAAGAAGUGACUGUGUUAAGGGUGUACGAUCAUCCGUCCUUUUUAAUAAGUCAACCGAGAGGACUCGAUUAUGACGUCACUUUACUAUAUUUGGCACGAGAUAUCAGUUUUUCCGUAGCUGUACAGCCCGUCAGGUUGCCUGAGGAAAAUGAGGUUUAUUCACCCGGGACUAACGCCACAGUCACCGGCUGGGGUUUGACAAACCAGUGGGGCACAAUUUUACCAGAAAUCUUACAAAAAGUGGUGGUACCGAUUAUCAGUAACCAGGACUGCGAAACCAUGUACAACACAUGGUUUAUUUUUGAUUACAUAACGGACAGGAUGCUCUGUGCAGGUUACCCGGAAGGACAAAAGGACGCAUGCGACGGUGACUCUGGUGGGCCAAUGAUCGUGAAUGGCACCUUGGUGGGGGCGGUGUCUUGGGGCUACGGCUGCGCCCUUGAAAUGACUCCCGGGGUUUACGUUAAUGUCACCACGGUCAGAGGCUGGAUACGGGAAGUGUCUGGGAUUUCAUCGUUCUGUACCCCAAUAAGCCCCAGCCUAAAAAUAGUGGGUGGAACACAAGUCACAAUAGAAAACUACCCUUAUCAACUGUCAAUGCAGUACCAGGGAAGACAUAUUUGUGGGGCGGCAAUUUUAAAUCCAAAAUAUGUUCUUACGGCUGCGCAUUGUACACAUCAAAUAUCCGUGUCCGGAGUGACAUUUCGUGCGGGCUCCACCGACCGCUCCCAGGGUGGUCAACUAGUAAAAGCAAAAUCCAUCCAAGAACAUCCAAAAUUUAAUGUUGACACCGUUGACUAUGACGUGGCUGUGGUGGAAAUCACCCCCAAGUUGGUUUUUAAGGAGAAAAUCAAAAAUAUCGCUUUGGGGGUAAGGGAACCCCCUGAAGGUGCAACAGUAAAAGCAAGCGGAUGGGGUACCCAAAGGGAAAGUAGUAAAAGGAGCCCAACAGAGCUUAGGGCUGUAGAGGUGCCGAUUGUUAGUAGAGCGAGCUGCAAAAGGGCUUAUCGGAGACAAGCCGAGAUUACUGAAAGGAUGAUCUGCGCAGGUGUUUUCCUUAAGGAUUCUUGUCAAGGAGACUCGGGGGGUCCUUUAGCGUAUCAAGGGAAACUUAUAGGAAUCGUUUCCUGGGGGUUUGGAUGUGGACGUCUCAAAUACCCGGGGGUUUAUACCAACGUUAACGACAAGGAAAUUCGGAGUUUUAUUAAAAGGACUGCUGGCGUUUAAAUAAAGGGUGUGACAUACGCGAUUUAGUCCUCAAUAAAGUGCCGUUUCGAGAUUUCAAAAAUACUUUUGUUGCGAGAAAAAACAAAAUGUAUGCAAAGUUUGUUAAAUAUAUAUUUUUAUUUAA
Anthonomus grandis grandis is the source of this 1735-nucleotide messenger RNA. Its product is annotated as transmembrane protease serine 9-like. Gene Ontology annotation, molecular function: serine-type endopeptidase activity. Bases 82 to 1611 code for a protein of 509 amino acids. Gene Ontology annotation, biological process: proteolysis. The transcript is spliced from 9 exons. NCBI's taxonomy places the organism in Eukaryota, Metazoa, Arthropoda, Insecta, Coleoptera, Curculionidae. The record is from RefSeq and is a predicted model, not a curated record.